UCAUCAGCAGUGGACAAAACAGCAACUACAUCCGGGUAAAUUGUGUGACCUUGGUUGGUUAAUUGUCAUGGCGGCCAUCGUCAGGAUAAGUUCUGUCUGUCACAGAGGUGUCAAACCUCUGUUUUAUCGUAGCUCUCUCCUCUCUCGAACCCUGGUUGCACAGCAAAAGGACCAGGACUGUCCCUACCCGUUGACUGCUAGGAUUCAUGGAUCCUCAUCUCUCUAUGCCGGCUCGGUGUCCAAAGCUGCCUCCCUGCAUUGGACAGGAGAGCGUGUGGUGAGCGUACUGCUGCUGGCCAUGGGGCCUGCUGCCUACUACUUCCCCGGACCUGCUGUUGACUACUCCCUGGCUGCCGCCCUCACCCUGCAUGGCCACUGGGGGAUUGGACAAGUCUUAACGGACUACGUUCACGGAGAACCGAAGAUCAAGAUGGUCAACGCAGGCCUCUUCCUGUUGUCGACUGUCACCUUUGCCGGUCUCUGCUACUUCAACUAUAACGAUGUAGGCAUUUGCAAAGCGGUGGCCCUCUUAUGGAGCAAAUGAAUGGAUUGAGGCUUGGAGGUUUGGGAUGGGUGGCGUGGGCACUGGGAUAUCAGCCGUCUUGUUCUGGUAUGAUUGUGAACAUUCAAGGGAUUAUAUGUACAUUUCUAUAAAUAUAUAAUUUCACAAUA
Messenger RNA from Oncorhynchus tshawytscha (Chinook salmon), 672 nucleotides. RefSeq names its product succinate dehydrogenase [ubiquinone] cytochrome b small subunit B, mitochondrial. Gene Ontology annotation, cellular component: mitochondrial envelope; membrane. The coding region runs from base 68 to 544 and encodes 158 amino acids. NCBI's taxonomy places the organism in Eukaryota, Metazoa, Chordata, Actinopteri, Salmoniformes, Salmonidae. The record is from RefSeq and is a predicted model, not a curated record. Gene Ontology annotation, molecular function: ubiquinone binding; heme binding. Gene Ontology annotation, biological process: mitochondrial electron transport, succinate to ubiquinone; tricarboxylic acid cycle. The transcript is spliced from 4 exons.